Paramecium pentaurelia is the source of this 1154-nucleotide messenger RNA. NCBI's taxonomy places the organism in Eukaryota, Ciliophora, Oligohymenophorea, Peniculida, Parameciidae. The record is from the annotation of a GenBank genome assembly.
AUGAUGUAAAAAUCAUCUAAUACUCAACAAUUAAUAAAGGAAGGGUAACAAAAUAUCUCUUUGAAAAAGUUAGUAGAAUUUACACAUUAUGAAACCAUUUUCAAAUUUUUAUUCUUUUUUGUCGUAAGUAAUUGUUCAUCUGUUAACUUAUUUAGUUUUUAUUUCCCUAUAUAGUUAUGAUAUCAUAAAAUUUUAGUAAUUCCUUUAAGAAAAGAACUUCAGAAGAUUUGAUUGGAGAAAUAUUAAAUGGCUUUUAGUUGGUUUGAUUUUGAUACAUGUAUAUAACGCUAUCUUAAUAAUAGAUUACAAAAGAUAUAAAUAAGAGGUUUGUGACAGAUUAUGUGGAAAGAUAAUUAGAUUCAAAAUAUAUAGGAAUUGAUCGAUAAUUGAGAGUACAAAAAAUAGCUAAAUGGAUUUAUGACACAGUAUACUACACAUGUGCAACUCUCUUUGCAUUUUUUACAUUUAAAAAUGAAAAAUGGUUUCCUACAGAACUUGGAGGAUCUAAUUUUAAAGAGACUUUAUAUGAUUUUCCUAAUAUCCCUGAAGUACAAUUAUACGUUAGUAUUUUAUUAGAAUCCUUGGGUUCCCAUAUAUUAUAUGAUUUAAGCAUCUAGUCAUGUUCAUGCCUUAUUGUUACUUAUGUUUUAUGGUACUAAGAUAGAACUAAAGUAUUGGGAAUAUUUAUUGCAUCAUUCACUUGCUGUUAGUUUACUUUACUUUUCAACAAUGUAUAAUUGUGAGAAUAUUGGAAUUGUUGUUUUAUUACUCCAUGAUAUUAGUGAUAUAUUCUUGGCCUUAGGAAGAACUUAUGGAGAUCUUGGUAAAAGUAAGAUUUUAGUUUAUAUUGGAUUUUCAUCAAUAUAAAUAUCUUGGUUGUAUACAAGAAUAUAUGUGUUUCCAAUUAAGAUAAAUGAUUGUUUAGUCAAUCAUCCAUAAUUUUUGCCAUAUUGGUAAAAUUUUGAAAGUAUUUUAGGGAACAAACAAAAAAUGCCUAUUAUAAUUAAAUUGGACUGAUGGUAUUACUGUUUGGUAUGCAUAUUUAUUGGACAAUAUUUAUGAUUAAAGUAGGAUUGGGCAUUUUCUCAUCGGGUCGUUAUAAAAAUAUUUACGAUAAUAGAGAAAAUAAGUUGGAUCAUAAGAAAGAGAAUUGA